CAAAGGAGGGCACAUACAGAAGUCUUGACUGUUUCAGUUGAACAUUUCAGCAGCUGAAUUCACUCUACAGGCAAGGAGUUUCCACUGAGCAAGGACUGAACUGUUCCAUUCUGUUCUGUGAAAAUUUGAGAGUUGUAAACAAUAGCAGCCCAGUUUCCUGAAAUUCAAGGACAUGAUAUUGGCUGGGAGAGUUCCAUCCUGCCGCCUGUGUCAGUGAACCGCAUGGAUACUACACAAAAAGACUGCUCUCCCUGCUGGAGAUGUGUGCAUUGAGAAGAACUAGGCCAGUACUGGAGUCAGGAUGGGGGACUGGAGUCUGCUGGGGAAGCUGCUGGAGAGUGCCCAGGAACAUUCCACUGUGGUGGGCAAAGUCUGGCUGACAGUCCUGUUCAUCUUCAGAAUCCUGGUACUAGGUGCUGCUGCCGAGAAGGUGUGGGGCGACGAGCAGUCGGGCUUCACCUGUGACACCAAGCAGCCUGGCUGCCAGAAUGUCUGCUACGACAAGACCUUCCCCAUCUCGCACAUCCGCUUCUGGGUGCUACAGAUCAUCUUCGUCUCGACGCCAACACUGAUUUACUUGGGCCAUAUACUACACCUGGUGCGAAUGGAGGAGAAACAUAAGCAACAGGAGAAGGAGUUGGCUCAGCUCGCCCUGCAAAACGACAAACAGCCCCUGCUCGGGGGUAAGGUCAAAAAAGCCCCGGUCCGGGAUGAGCAGGGCCGCAUCCGCCUACACGGGGUUCUCCUGCGCACCUACGUCUUCAACAUAAUCUUCAAAACCCUCUUUGAGGUGGGUUUCAUUUUGGCUCAGUACUUCCUUUACGGCUUCGAGCUCAAGCCUCUCUACACGUGCAACCGGCCACCAUGUCCCAACGUGGUCAACUGCUACAUCUCUAGGCCCACCGAGAAGACCAUCUUCAUCCUCUUCAUGCUGGUAGUGGCCUGCAUUUCCCUGCUUCUCAACCUGGUGGAGAUGUACCACCUGGGUUUUACCAAGUGCCGCCAAGGGCUGAGGAACAGGCGUUCUGAGCUUGUGUCUGAACCGUGCUCCAAGGCUCCCAGCGAGUCGGCGGUUCCUUUUGUACCUAAUUAUAACUGCUUUCCCAGGCACCAUCCUGUCUCUGUACCCUUUCAGACUAGCUCAGGGUUCCCCCUAUCGCCACUCACAGAGCCCGACUCCGUUUACCAGCCCUGCAACAGCAAAGCUUAUAAGCAGAACAGGGACAACCUGGCAGUGGAGCGCAACAGUAAACCAGAGGAAUUCGACCUGAAGGUGAAGAAGGUUUCAGGCUCGGCCCCAGGGUCACCGGCGGAGAACCAGCGUAGGCCCAGCCGCUCUAGCAAGCACAGCAACAAUAAGACCAGAUUCGACGAUCUGAAGAUCUGACCCGCCCCUUCCACUGCGGCAGUCAGAGAAACGCUAGCAAAUGACACUUGCGGUCUGUGUUCUACUGACGAUAUGUGGUCUGAUGUUCAAGCAAGAACAUGUAUCGCUGUUUGCAGUGACCAUGAUACAAAACCUUACAUGUCUUCCAGUUGACACAAUGGUGGAUGGCAAGCACAAGUAGGCAAAUAACAAUGUGGUAUACUGUACCUUUUCAUCUGCCUCAAUGUUUCCUCUACAGCUGGCCCCGGGUGCCUACAGUACAAAUUUGUACUUGAGUAUGUGGGUACACUUUAUACUAGGACUGAUGCUGUUGAACAUAUGCAAGCGUUUACUUGAAAUCUAUGUAUUUGCCAUAAGUAUUCUGAAUCCAUACAUCCAUGAGUCCGAGAUUAUGAAGGGCUCAUAUAUCAUACCACUACUGUAUUAUGUAUAGAUUAUUAUGACAACUUGUAAACCUUUAAAACACUUUUCAAAUGCUUCAAGAGACUAAACAUUUAUUUUUAAAUGACUCAAUGCUCAUAUGCUUGUGCAUAGGGGCAUUUG
Messenger RNA from Conger conger (European conger), 1930 nucleotides. It is a transcript of the gene gja2, whose product is annotated as gap junction protein, alpha 2. NCBI's taxonomy places the organism in Eukaryota, Metazoa, Chordata, Actinopteri, Anguilliformes, Congridae. Gene Ontology annotation, biological process: cell communication. The coding region runs from base 302 to 1387 and encodes 361 amino acids. The record is from RefSeq and is a predicted model, not a curated record. Gene Ontology annotation, cellular component: connexin complex. The transcript has 2 exons.